Messenger RNA from Gavialis gangeticus (Gharial), 5452 nucleotides. It is a transcript of the gene PLEKHA2, whose product is annotated as pleckstrin homology domain containing A2. The record is from RefSeq and is a predicted model, not a curated record. The transcript has 12 exons. Bases 157 to 1443 code for a protein of 428 amino acids. NCBI's taxonomy places the organism in Eukaryota, Metazoa, Chordata, Crocodylia, Gavialidae. Gene Ontology annotation, cellular component: membrane; cytoplasm. Gene Ontology annotation, molecular function: PDZ domain binding.
CCUGCUCGCCCGAGGGGACCCCGCUGACAGCGAUGGUGUUGCUGGCUUUGACUGCAGCCUCGCUGGUCCCCGGCUGGCUUCAGAAAUUCCUGGGAAGCUUUCUUAAUCCGCCUGAAAUGCAGCACCAAGCUGGGGUGAUGGUCCAAGGAGCCCGGCAUGCCUUAUGUGGAUCGGCAGAAUCGCAUCUGUGGGUUUCUGGACAUUGAAGAAAAUGAGACCUGCGGCAAGUUCCUGCGGAGGUACUUCAUCCUGGACACCAAGGCCAACUGCCUGCUGUGGUACAUGGACAACCCCCAGAACCUGGCUGUCGGCUCAGGAGCUGUUGGAUCUCUGCCACUGACCUACAUCUCCAAGGUCAGCAUUGCCACCCCGAAACAGAAACCCAAGACCCCCUUCUGCUUUGUUAUCAAUGCCUUAUCUCAGCGUUACUUCUUGCAAGCCAGUGAUCAAAAAGACCUACAGGACUGGGUGGAGGCUCUGAACCGGGCCAGCAAGAUUACAGUACCAAAGGGGGGGAACUCGCCCCCUGCCACAGAGAUUACCAAGCCCCCCGUUGUUCUCCAGGCCCAGGAGAAGAAACCGCAGGUGGCCUACAAGACUGAGAUUAUUGGAGGGGUGGUUGUGCACACCCCCAUCUCCAACAACCAGAAUGGAGGGGACGGAGCUGAGGGCAGCGACCCGGCCGGGCAUCAUCUUCUGAAACGCUCCCAGAGCUACAUUCCCCCCUCCGGCGCCAAGCCGUCCACGGGGCCCCCAGCUCUCAAGAGUGGCUACUGCGUGAAGCAGGGGAAUGUGAGGAAGAGCUGGAAGCGCCGGUACUUUGUCCUGGAUGAGUUUUCCAUCAGCUACUUCAAGUGUGAGCAGGACAAGGAGCCCGUGCGUUCGAUCCUGCUGAAGGAUGUCCUCAAGACUCGCGAGUGCCUGGUCAAGUCGGGGGACCUUCUAAUGCGGGACAACCUCUUUGAGAUCGCAACAAGCAACAGGACGUUCUACAUCCAGGCAGACAGCCCCGAGGACAUGCAUAGCUGGAUUAAAGCCAUCUCAGGGGCCCAGCAGUCCCUGAAGAUCCGCCCCAGGGAAAUGUCCUUCGUGAGAUCCAUUUCCAUGAAUAGAUACGGGGGCUCCAAUCAUUCCAGCUCCUCGACUGCCUCCCUUUCCCAGCAGAGGCAGCAAGGCGAGGAGAGGAGAGCCCUCUGCAAAACCCCUUCCACAUCCUCCUGGCAGCCUUGGACGCCAGUGCCACAGCCAGAAGGGAAGCAGCCCACGAUAGAAGAGGCGCCUGGGCAGCUGAGAGACUCAGUGUUUGUGCCGGCGUUUACUGAGUGUGACGCGAGCACCAGGCAAGGGAAGCGUGUGAGGCACAGGUCUGAACCCCAGCACCUCAAAGAGAAGCCAUUUACCUUCAACCUGGACGAUGAGAACAUCCGGACCUCCGACGUGUAACCACGCAUGGUGUGAAGCUGGUGCACCGCGCCCCUGUCCUACCCGGCGUUUGGAAAAGAUGAGGCGCUCUCGGUACAAGUUCAGUGCAAAGACACUUUGCUUCCCCUGCAGCCAUGCGGGGCAGCCUCAGUGGUGCAGUGCCCCUUGGCGUGUGUAACCUUGCCCUGCUGUGCACUCAAAAAGCAUGCAAAAAAUGCGUGCACCCAAAAUGCAUCCAAGGCUGGUGGAAAGAGCCAGUCUCCUUGGUGCCAGUGCUGGUUGCCGUGUCCAGAGCACCGGGCCACUUCUGUCCCUGGUUCCAUGCUGCUGGGUUCACCCUGAUGAUUUUGGCCUUUAUUCUCCAACUUUAUUAUCAGUCUCUUGUAGGCUGUACAUGGGAGAGGAACAGGAAGAAAGCCCUGGUCAGACCUGGGUCCCUCUCCAUUCUAGUGCCUGCUCUCUGCCGCUGUGACGUGGGAGACCGGGCAAGACAGACAUAUAGUCUGACACAGGAAAUGGCAAUGGUUAUGUUCCCGUACAAGAUUUAGUCUGGCCCACUUCCUCGGUGACUGCGUUCUUCCCCAAAGGGAGGAGAGACCAGCAUUCCUGAUAGCUCCCAUUUUCUUUCCCGCUGAAAUCUCAUCUUCAAUGUCCCAAAUUCUUUCUCUGGUCUCUUCCCCUUCAUGGCAGAUGUGGGGAUCAAGGUAGUUGAUGGAGGAAGAGAGGGGGAGCUGCUGGCAGUAACAGAAAUGCCUGGUGCUCAUUAGAAGGAUACCAGGAGGGGUUGAUACAAACCCACUUGGCAGGCACAUGGCAUUUCAGUCAUGUGCACCUAUGUCACAUGGGAAGCAUCAGGCCCCUGGGCUCUGCCCUAGAAGAGCAAUGACACCCUCAGCAGCUCCGCCUGUUUGGAUCUCAGGGAAACCAUGCAGGAAGAAGAGGGGGAGGUGGCGGGGGGGUUUCCAAGCAGAAGGGGCAGGUGCUCAUGUUGGUUAAUAGGGGUAGGAUUCUCAGGUCUCUUGAGCCAUUGAGAAGCCCCACAGCGGGCCCAAACAUGGAGUUUGCAAGACACCCAGCAAUCUAAUUUAAAAAAGGAGGAGAAGGUUGCCACUGUAACGUAGUUUUUUUCCGGGGGACCAGCUCUUUGCUCUGCUGCACUGACCACAUAGUAACUCCUCUCUGCUGUCGAUUCACUCCUUUUCUACUCGUUCCUCUUGCGCGCCAUCAGGCUGCAGCAAAGGCUCCUUGGUCUGUACGAUGUCCUGGUUGAAAAAACCAAACCGAUUUCUUGGUAUAUUUAUGUUUUUUAAAAAUGUGAGGAAAGGUUAGGACCACUCUUUUGCAAGCUGUCUGGAGCAGGGACUCUGUGGCACAAAUAUUCUCAGGUAUAUAUAUCCAGGUUUGUAUUGCGGGCACUUGGCCACAACAGACUGUUAAAUGCCUGAAUCUUGGAACGUUUCAUGCAGUGAAAGCAGACCAUGUACAAAGAAAUCGGGAUGAUUUGGUUCUCCAACUAGGCUGUGCUAGCUGGUAUUUGUAAGCAGCGUACCUCGGCAGGCACCCAUAAGGGAACAAGUUGACGCAUGGUGAAUGCAAAGCACUUGCUAGACGAUUUAGUUAUUCUGUGAUCAGAGAGGAACUGUGGGACGCUUUCACCAAAGAAAUGGGUAUGUAACCUCUUGUUUCGGCUAGCAUCUAGAAACAACACCUCUUUCCUGCUUCUCUCUUCCCUGUGAGGGAUCCAGUAGUGCCUCAUGUUGUUGCGUGAGUUGUGAACGCUGCACAAAGCCUAUGCAAAACAUACCUACCCCCCUUAAACCUUGCACAGGGAUGAGCUUUGCCCGGACUGAGAAGUUAUACAUCCUGCUUGCAUGCCCGUGCCUCUGUUCUGAGCCCACUCGCUUCCCACCCUUUCUCGGACAAAACUGGCAGCAAUGUCAAGGCCAGUUCUGCCCAAGUAGGAACUAGCAGGAGCGGGUGCUGUAUUAAAAUAAGAAACCAGCACAUGCUGAGGUUGGAACGAUCAUGGAAAACUAAAUCAAAAUGAAACCAGAAUAAGGAGUUCAAAGUAUUGCCUAUGGGAAGCUCUUGUGGAUUUUUUUGUACGCUCUGGUCCUCUGUGUCUUCCACAUCCCCCGCAGUGCAUGGUGCUGUUGUGGGAAUGGUCUUUAUGUGCAAGAAGAUAACCGCUAGAAGGCACCCGGCUGACUAGAGAGUGAAUUCAAAAAUCACUCCUGCCUGUCUUGCUCUCGUUUUGAAAUUGCAGUGUGUGUUGGAGGAUGUGCUGGAGAAACAGCAGCUUUAAAAGUCCUCCAGGAACAUGCAGCGAAAGCCAAUACAUCAGCGUGACAGCCACACAACCUGAAGGCAGUUGCACCUGUUCUCUUCCUGGAAAGAGUUGGCCAGAGCAUGAUUUACCGGUACAUUUUUGGAGAGGCAGGUACCAGGAAUCUGCUCCUCCUGUGCUCUCAUAAGGCAGUUCUGGUCCAGAAAUAACAAAGGGAGCCUCCCAACUAGGGAAGUUCACGCCUGUUCUCGGCAGAGGCAGGAAAACAGGGCAACUAUGAAAAUGAACCAGGGUUGAUGCAAAUAGCAUGGUUUUCCUGUGAUGGAAUUGCCGACACCUGUGGUGGGACUGCUUCUCCUUUUUGGCUUGCUUUGCCCUAGUGUUUUUGAUAGCAAUAGUGUUUUUUGGGCUGAGCUAACGGCCCCUUUUGAAAUAUUUAACAACUAAUUGUAAGCAUGUAUGAGCUACAAAUUAGCAGGGGUGAGCAAUAGGAGUGCUUAGGCCAAGGGCAGUACCUACAGCUGCAGACACGGCAGGCACUUGUGCUGAAUUAGUACCGCAAGGGUCUGUGGGAGCUGGGAGGGCAAAAGCCUAAGCCUGUAGCAGAGGUGUGAAGUAGUGAAGAGUGAAGCUGCUUGUGGCUGUAAUGGUAAUUGCAGCGCUCCCUUUUUCUCUGCUCAUGGAGCAGCCCCUUGGCCAGCUCCAAAGGCCACAGACUAGUGGCAUGUGAAUGUAAAGCAGAGGCAGGGGUCACGGAGGCGAAUCUCUGGUCGCCGUGCUGCUCUUGUGCAUGCUGGGCAUGCCGACUUGGGUGUGCUUCUCCGGUGUCAAGCGAAUUCCCACCGCUUGGGGCGGACCCCCAUCCAGAUCAGCAGGGAGCCCUUGACGAGAAAUAACGUACAGUAAAAUGUGUGCACCCUCCUGCCUGAGCCUGGCCCUUGUAUCAUCUUGCUGUCAUACCGCUGGGGAUGAGUCACGGCCUGCGAUUGUGUUUCCAGCUCCCGUGGGGAUCUCUGUGCAGCGCGACAGCAGCUCGUAUGAAAGGAACGGCGUGAGGGGGACGUGUUUGGGUGCGGGGGUGUUUUACAUGACGACGCCAACAUGGCUUCAGCUGUUUUUUGUACAUAAUUGCUGUGUAUUUCAAGUGCCUUUAGAGACGGGGGGCGGGGGGGGUGCCUUCCCCAUGGGGAGGUGCUCACACCAAAGCCUUGUGAUGCUUCUGCAAGAGAGAGCCUCUGGAAGGUGUAACGGGCAGAGACUGACUAAUUCUGGUACCGAUUCCUCCUGUGCUCACUUGGGAAGAGCUCUCCAUUUGUGGAAGAAACAUGCUUCCACAUGAAAUGCCAGCCAGUUUUUCAGGGUAAGCUGGUGCAUAUCUUGAAUUAUUGAACAUAUGUCAGGACCGCACACAAUGCAGAGACAUGGUUUGAUAGUCGCACAGGUUUAUUUCCCUUCCCCUUUCCUCUCAGUCCCUGUGCAACUUAUUUGAGUGGAGUUCAUUGCAAAUGCUAAGACUGAAAUGGGAUGGUGUUGAGGUUGGGGUUUUUUUGUGAGCUGCUUGUGCAUUUUGUUGUGAUACUGGCACCAGUAAUCCUCAGCUGUGAAUGGCUCUCCCGUGCACAGACUAACCGUGGUGCACAAAGCCACACUGAUGCGAUGCUUCUCACUACUUCUGCAGUGUGUAGUGGAAAACUUUUGUUGCUUGUUUCGUAGUAAAAAUCUGUGUGAAAUCUUUCCAGAAAA